AACAAGACCAUGUUCAACUCCAAUAUACCGGCCGCGGCGCUGCUGAGCAUCGAGGGCAGCGGCCCGGGCGCCCACACGCCCAAAACGCCAGAGAUUCUCAAUUCGGUGAUCGCGAUGACAAAUCCCCUGGACAACUUCAACUUCAACGUGUCGAACAACUGCAGCCAGGUGUCCGGGCCCUUUGUCUCCAUACGCAACUUGUGCGGCAACGCCAACGGACAGUCGCACUCGCAGGAUAGCAGUCAUUCCAGUUGCUCGGCAUCGCCGCUCGACUCGCCAGCGGGCGCUGCGACCACGCCCAGUGUGCAACAGACCUGCUCGCAGCUAAUCAAAGCCGGCCUGAAGCUGUCCAUUCAAAGCAAACGCAAGCUGUCCACCUGUGACUCCAGCUCCGGCUCCGAGCAGCCCAACUCGAAGUGUUCGCGCCGCGACGAGGACUGCGAGGAGUCCAGCGAUGAGGACAGCGAAACGAAAUCGGUGCCCAAGGGCCUAACGCCCGAGGACGAGGACCGACGGCGGCGACGACGCGAACGCAACAAAAUCGCUGCCACCAAGUGCCGCAUGAAGAAGCGCGAACGCACCCAGAAUCUGAUCAAGGAGUCCGAGCAGCUGGACACCCAGAACGUGGACCUCAAGAACCAGGUGCGCGCCCUCGAAACGGACCGCCAGCGCCUGCUCGGCAUGCUCAAUCUGCAUACGCCGGGCUGCGUGAAGCGCGGCGGCUGGCAGCUGCCCGCGAAGCUGCUGCAGUCGCCGGCCUACAAGUACCUCGCCGAGCUGAAGCUGGAUGGCCUGCUCAAUGGCGAUGCGAACAGCAGCAGCAGCAGCAGCAACAGCAGCAACAGCGGCACCAGCAGCACGGCCAACACGCCCACCCAACAGCAGCAGCAACAGCAGCAGCAACAGCAGCAGCAGCAGCAGCAGCAGCGCAUGCAGAGCAUACCAUCCAUGUCGACGUUCAAGUUCAACAGCAAAACGCCAGCAGCCAUGGCUGCAGUCGCCGCUGCGCAGGCGCAACAGUUGCAGCAACAGCAGCAGCAGCAGCAGCAACAGUUGCCGAAUGGCUACUGUAAGCCCUCGCCCUCGCCGCAGGAGUUCGAGCAUGCUGGCUACUUGAGCUCACCCACACAGGAGGCGCUCUGCCUGCCCCAGCAGCAGCAGCAACAGUUGCAGCAGCAGCAGCAAGUCUCUCUCAAUCCCGCCAGCAACAGCAGCAGCAAUGCCGACAGCCUGGUGGUCAGCCAGCAGGUCUCCGACUAUGUGCCCAAUUGUGAGGGCUUGAGUCUGGGGCUGGGUCUGUCCGCCGUCGCCGUAGCCAUCACCACGCCCACCAACAGCACCAGCAGCAAUAGCAGUCUUAGCAGCAACAGCAGCAGCAACAACAGCAACAACAACAGCGGCAGCAACAACAGUGCCACAGCAGCAACGGCCGUAACAACGCUACCGCCCGCAACCACGCCCACCAGCGCCAUAGAGUUUGUAAAGAAUGAGCUGGUCGACUCGCAGGGCCCGUAUAUAACGGCGCUGAGCGCCCAGCGCUUCCUGUUCGAACCGGACGGUUUUCCGGACAUCAAGCACGCCGUGAGCGUGCAUCCCACAAGCCUGAACAACAUGACCAGCGUGGCCAGCCUGGCCGCCCACAACAACAACAAUCACCAUUUGAUGGACUUUCACAAUGGGCUGCCCCAUGCCGUGGGCGGAAUCAUGACGCCCUGCUACGAGGACGAGCAGCUGCUGGUGAUGAAGAACAAUUGCUUUCCCAGCGAUCUGCUCUCGCAUCUGCCGGACGAUGAGGCGGACUUUGUUGAUCUAGAUACGGGCUCCGCCAAUUUUAUGACCAAUGGCGGCUGCCUGGCGUGAGAUCGGGCCCAACGGGCUGCCGAUCAUGAGCUGUUGCUGGCGUACGAUCAGGAGCUGCAGCUGGAUGAGCAGCAGCAGCAGCACCAGCGGGAGCAACAACAA
This is a messenger RNA of Drosophila navojoa, 1962 nucleotides long. It is a transcript of the gene Atf3, whose product is annotated as Activating transcription factor 3. Gene Ontology annotation, molecular function: DNA-binding transcription factor activity, RNA polymerase II-specific; RNA polymerase II cis-regulatory region sequence-specific DNA binding. Gene Ontology annotation, biological process: regulation of transcription by RNA polymerase II. NCBI's taxonomy places the organism in Eukaryota, Metazoa, Arthropoda, Insecta, Diptera, Drosophilidae. Gene Ontology annotation, cellular component: nucleus. The record is from RefSeq and is a predicted model, not a curated record.